Molecule: messenger RNA, 267 nt
Organism: Linderina pennispora
Lineage: Eukaryota; Fungi; Kickxellomycota; Kickxellomycetes; Kickxellales; Kickxellaceae
Exons: 1
Coding region: 1-267 (88 amino acids)
Source: RefSeq, a predicted model, not a curated record
AUGAAUUCUGAUUCCACCACCCAGUCUGCCAAGGACAUGGCCAGCUCUGCUAAGGGCUCCGCCCGCGACAUGGCCAGCUCCGCCAAGGACGCAGCCCGCGACAUGACCAAUUCGGCCAAGGACGCAGCCCGCGGCAUGAAGAACUCGGCCAAGGAUGCGGCUCACGAUACAAAGAACUCGGCCAAGGAUGCGGCUCACGAUGCAAAGAACUCGGCCAAGGACGCAGGCCACGAUGCAAAGAACUCGGCCAAGGACGCGAUGCACUAA